Molecule: messenger RNA, 1916 nt
Organism: Sander lucioperca (pikeperch)
Lineage: Eukaryota; Metazoa; Chordata; Actinopteri; Perciformes; Percidae
Product: phosphatidylinositol transfer protein beta isoform-like
Exons: 12
Coding region: 211-1026 (271 amino acids)
Biological process (GO): phospholipid transport
Cellular component (GO): cytoplasm
Molecular function (GO): phosphatidylcholine intramembrane carrier activity; phosphatidylcholine binding; phosphatidylinositol binding
Source: RefSeq, a predicted model, not a curated record
GUUACGGGUUACCUGAGCCUAAAGGUGGGUGUCACCUCCUCUUUCCUCUUUCGAUGCCGCGCCCCUUCCCAUGCACACGGCAUCUUCCAGGAAGAAACCCCGGAGUAAAAAGAGUCCAGCGGUGAAUUAACUGCUUCUGUCAGCUUUUAAAGAGGAUUUUCAGGGCUUUCCACACUCAUAUGCUGCUGUUUGGACAGAGGCACAGUCAACAUGCUGAUUAAAGAGUUCCGAAUUGUCCUGCCCAUUUCAGUGGAGGAGUACCAAGUGGGUCAGCUGUAUACAGUAGCAGAGGCCAGUAAGAGUGAAACGGGUGGGGGAGAAGGUGUGGAGGUCUUGGCCAACGAGCCCUAUGAGAAGGAUGGAGAGAAGGGACAGUACACCCACAAGAUCUACUACCUGCAGAGUAAAGUGCCAACUAUUAUCAGUAAGCUCGCUCCGAAAGGUUCUCUCAAGGUUCAUGAGGAGGCCUGGAAUGCAUAUCCUUACUGUAAAACCGUCCUUACCAAUGAAUACAUGAAAGACUUCUCUAUUAUGAUCGAGACAUGGCACAAGCCUGAUAUGGGGGAUCAGGACAAUGUACAUGGACUGGAGAAAAGCAAAUGGGAAAAAACGUCGAUAGUUGACAUCGACAUUGCUGAUAGAAGUUCCAUCAGUUCAAAGGACUACAACCCAGAUCAUGAUCCGGCCAUCUUUAAGUCGGAGAAGACCGGCAGAGGGCCUCUGGGACCUGAGUGGAAGAAAGAACUUGCUAACAACCCCAACUGUCCACACAUGUGUGCCUAUAAGCUAGUCACUGUUGAAUUCAAGUGGUUCGGACUACAGGGCACUGUGGAAAAUAUCAUUCAAAAGGUGGAGAAGCGUGUGUUCACCCACUUCCACAGAGAGCUGUUCUGCUGGAUCGACAGAUGGAUUGAUCUGUCGAUGGAUGACAUACGACGCAUGGAGGCUGAUACAAAAGAAGAGCUGGAUAAGUUGAGGGCGGAUGGUGAAGUUAAAGGCAUGGGAGCUGUUGACAAUGACAACUGACUUGCUAAACAAUCACUCUCUGAUACAGGAGCAUUUGACUUCAUUGAGCAAGCUCAGACUCUUCUCCUCGGGCACUAGACCUAGAACAGCUUGAUAGGCAUAAUCAAGAAUACCACACUUAUAUCCUAAUAAAAUUUGCUCUUAAUAAGAGCUUAUUAUUGUAAAGCAAUUGUGUGUAUUUAUCCACUGCACUUGAAUACAACUACAGCAGCUUUUAGUUUUUUUAGGAGACAUGUUUGCAAGUUGGGAUCCAUUUUGAGGAGGACGUGUUCUUGCUUAUGCCUAUUGGGUUCUCAUUUUAAAACAUUAGGGAAAAGGUGUGGGUUGUCUCUAAGGAAACAUUUCUGAUUACUGUUAUCCUUUUUUUAAUUGCAGUUAUUUGUUUGUUUUUUUUCUUCUUGAUUUUGUAUUUUCUAGUCCUCCGUGAUUUAUUGGUUGUUUUUAUUUAUUGUUUAAAAUUGUGUAUCCUGUCUACAUCGGCAGGAGCUCCAGGCACUAGGAACUAGAUAGAUGGAUAGAUAGAUAUUAGGCUGGAGUGUUGCAAAAAAAAAUCAGCUUAUGAUUUUUGUAAAAACUAUUACAUAUGAGGUAUUUACUUUGAAAAGAGGCAUUUAAUACAUUUUCAGAGUAGUCUGGUGCUGUUUUUCAGGUGGUCGGUUAAGCUCCAUACAAAGACGCCUCCUGCUGUAUUGUAAUCAGCUUUGGUGAUGAUAAGAUGUAGGAACCUGAACUCUGUGCAGAUUUCAAAAUAAUUGACAGGUUAUGCAUUUCUGUCUAGAGUUAAAAAGUUUGGCCUAUUGUAAGUCUUGUUCUGUGUUGAAUGAAAUAACCUGGAUUUUAAUGUUGUGAGUUAUAUGAUUGUGUAGUAUAUUAAAGACAAUUGAAUUGUU